UAGAAACACACGCGUUCAAACUACAUGACUUUACAGCGGAAGUCUUUCUCAGUGUCUUCCCCUCCCAUCAAAGGAUAACUGUACCUUUCAGUUUGACAGAAGCGUGAAGGGAUGUCUGUAAAGAUGGACAAGGAUGAGGAGGGGAAUUCUGGUUCAGGAGUUGCAGUCGUAGAGACCAAUCGAUUUGGCUUUAUUCUAGGUAAUGGAGAGACUGACAGUGAUGCUCCAUGUCCUGAGUUAGUGAGACAUCGAGAGAUAAAGUGGCUCGGCCUCAUUAAACAAUGGGAUCAAGUGAUGGAGAAAAAGAACAACAAGGUCAAAGGUCAAUGUCAGAAGGGCAUCCCAACAUCUGUCAGGGCUAGGUGCUGGCCACUGCUCUGUGGUGCUUUGGGCAGAAUGAAACAAAAUGAAAAACUCUAUGAACGUCUGGUUGAAGCUCCAGAUCAGCAGGGAUGGACAGAUAUCAUCAAAAGAGACACAGAUCGACAAUUCCCCUUCCAUGAGAUGUUCCUGUCCAAAGAUGGCCAUGGUCAGCAGAACUUGCUGCAGGUUCUGAAAGCGUACACUCAAUACAAACCAGAAGAGGGUUACUGUCAGGGACAGGGACCAGUGGCGGCUGUACUUCUCAUGAACAUGCCAGCUGAGGAGGCGUUUUGGUGUUUGGCACAGAUUAGUGAGCACUACCUUCCUGGUUACUACAGCCCUCUGCUGGAAGGAGUUCUAUUCGAUGCUGCUGUUCUCUCGAGUGUGUUAAAAAAAUUGUGUCCGGCCGCACACAAACACUUACAGAAUCAGGGGGUGGAGCCUCUCAUGUUUGCCACUGAUUGGUUAAUGUGCCUCUACAGCCGCCACCUGCCGUUCAACACACUUCUCAGAGUCUGGGAUCUCUUCUUUUGCUAUGGUGUGCGUGUGUUAUUUCAGGUCGCUGUGGUGCUGGUGCGGCGAUGUCUCGGAGAAGGACGACAGCGUAAAGAAUGUGAUGGGCAGAUGGAAACCCUGGAGGUUCUGCGUGGGGUUAAACAGCGCGUCCAAAAUGAUCAGACUGACGCCUUUAUUCACGAGGUAUGUUCUGUGCCGUUAUCAUCGACGGACCUGCAAAAACAAAUAGAUAAAGAGAUGGAGAAAUGGAAAAAAGAAAGACCGGACUCGACGUUUGAUCCUCGAGGCCGCUGUCACGGAUACCGCAUGGCCUGGGAGAGAGUGCAGAAUAAACAAAAGGAAAACGAAAAGAAGGACAGAGUAAAAGCGAGCCUGACUCUUCCUCUGAUGCGUUCACAUUCCUCUCUCUCGCCUUCUGGUCUGCGCAAGAAAUGGAGGAAGAGACGAAGCAAAACUGACACAGAGGAGUGGGACGGAGGGGGGAGAAAGUUCUCGCAGGGUAUGAUGGAAGAGAGCGAUGAUGGAGAGAUGAGGAGGAGAAGUGUGUGUGGUGUCGUUGGGGAACAGAGAGCCAAACAGGACAGACUAGCAGAUGAGCUCCACACGCACAAACAGAAAGACCACAGCAAAGACGUAAACAUCUCAGUGGUGGUGACCUCCAGCGUUGACUCUGAUGUUUUCGAGGAAGAGCGUGAAGAGACAGCGUGUGUGUCGCAGACGCAAGGUGUGAUGGAGACAGAUUCUAGAUGCGAGGAUAAGUUACAUACACAUAGAGAUAAUCAUGAGGAAGAUACAGAAAGUCCUCUAAUCCAACAAAAAGAUAACUCACCUGAAGGACAAGAUAAACGUGAUGCAGAAAAAAUAGCUGCAUGUGGUGUGUUGGAGAGCAAAGAGACACAUAAUCAUGAGCCGAUAUCGGAAGGAGAGACAUGUCAAGAUGAACAGAUAUUGGAAAGAGAGACAAGUCAAGAUGAAAAGGAAUCAGAAAGAGAGACACGUGAAGAUGAACCAAAAUCAGAAAGAGAUGAAGCGAUAUCGGAAAGAGAGACAUGUAAAGACGGACCGAUAUCGGAAAGAGAGACAUGUAAAGACGGACCGAUAUCGGAAAGAAAGACAUGUCAAGAUGAACCGAUAUUGGAAAGAGAGACAUCUCAAGGUGAACAGAAAUCAGAAAGAGAGACAUGUGAAGAUGAACCGAUAUCGAAAACAGAUACAUGUGAAAAUGAACCAAAAUCAGAAAGAGAUGAACCGAUAUCGGAGAGAGAAACAUGUCAAGAUGGACCAAUAUCGGAAACAGAGACAUGUGAAGAUAAACCAAUAUCGGAAACCGAGACGUAUCAGGAUAAACAAAAAUCAGAAAGAGAGCUAAAUUGGAAAGAUCAACAGAACAUAGAAAAGCAGGAACACCAAAAUGAACAAAAUGUGGAAGUUCAGAUAACUUCGAUAACUUCAGACUUAGGCAAAGAAAACAUACCAACUACCGAGACAUCACAAGCAAAUUAUGAUUUACAAAAGGACAUACAGAACCACUCUGGUAAACAGGAAGAGGAAAUACAGUCAGAUAGCAACAAUCAGAAAGAUGAAAUACAAGAAGGGGACUGUAAACCAAAAGGACCUGAAAAAGAGAAACGCACUUCGCAAAAAGCCGAAAACACCCGUGAAGUGGAGAAAAGUAUACAAAACCAGGAAAACACCCUUGAGACAGAAGAACAGACACACGUCCAAGACUCAAGAACUCACACAUACAGCGUUGAACAUGAAGACGACGUACAUUUAGAAAGACAGAAAGGAAACACAGAAACCAUUGGUGAGAUCCAUACUGAUGUAGAGAAAGCAAGAGUUCAGCGAAAUGUGGUCAGUGAUGUACAGAUCCCUGAGGAGAGAGAGAUAACAGAGCACUCAAACAGCACAAGAGAUGAUAAUACAGGAAGUGAGGAAAACAGACAGGAAAUAAGCCUAGAUGAGAGAGAUCGUGACAGUCAUAAAGCUAGCAAAGAGAUGAUGCAAACAUGUGAAACAGUGCCAACAUCAUCCUCUGUGAAAACAGAAAGUGAAUUCACAGUUCAGAGUUUAGAUCGUCUUGUACAGCAAUUUCAGACCAAUAACAGUCAUUUGGAGUCCAAAGAAGUGGAAGUUACAUUGAGUGCUGCCGAAAUCCCUAAUUCUCAAGUAGAGGACACAACAGUGGCAUCCGAAGAUGGUGACAUGGAUACAGCCGCUGUUGCAACAUAUGAUAUUAGUGAGCUCAGCCCGGAAAACAGUGCAGGAAACAAAACAGCUCUAUCUGAAAAUGCAAAAUCUUGUGAGGUUAUUUCUACUGAAAAAUCAAGCAACCUUGAAAACAAGGGAGAGUUUGGUGCAUGUAUAUCUGGCAACCCAGAAAACAAUGACAAUGUUGGAAAUAAUUUUGGAAAGCUAGGAGACAAGGACCAACUUAAAGAUGGAUCUGCCAACCUAGAGAGCAAUGAGGUGCAUGUUACAGCUCAAUCUGGCAACCAAGAAAGCAACGUGCAUGUUAAACCUGAAUCUGGCCAUCCGGGGAAAAAUACAGGAGAGGGAUCUGGCAACCCAAGAUGUGAUGAUUCUGCUGGAUCUGGCAACGAUUGUGACAGUCAGUUAGAAUCCUCCUCUUCAAGUACACCUUCCAAAAUCCCAAACAUCCCACCAGCUCACCUCUGUUUGCGCAGGAUGUCCAGCUCAAAGACAUCCUAUCCCACAAUCCUCUCUGAGGACACCUUUAGAGAGCCAAAGCAGAUGAGCACUGAUCACAUGCAUACCUCAAAAGAGACAAAUACACCAAUGACAGAUGUGUCAUCUCCACUCAUACGUCAGCCUGAAAUGAACAACACAUCCAAACCAGAAAACACACAAGUGACCAAAUCAGACACGCAGACAAAAACAAGCACUCCUAAACGCCUGGGACUGUUCCGCCGACUCCGUGGAGAUGCCAAGAAAACCCCCGUCCCUAAAAUCCUCAUUCAGGACUUUAGCGAUAAAGAGGAGAAGCUGACCUCAAAGGAGAGGAGACGUCGAAAGAGAGAGCAGGAGAGAAAAGAGAGGGAGGAGAAAGAGAGAAAGAAACAAGAGAAAGAAAAGGACAAACAAAGAGAGAGGAAGAAGCCUCAGACGAGAGGGAAGAGCUUUCAGGUGCUCAACAGGAAGUGCGCCGAAAAUGACGUGUCCUCCGGGAGCGUUGACUCCCAGGCGGUUCGCUGCCGGAGAAAUUCUGCCCCUUUUUCAGACAGUUACUUUUAAACAGUCAGAGACAA
Molecule: messenger RNA, 4148 nt
Organism: Triplophysa rosa
Lineage: Eukaryota; Metazoa; Chordata; Actinopteri; Cypriniformes; Nemacheilidae
Gene: tbc1d10c
Product: TBC1 domain family, member 10C
Exons: 10
Coding region: 112-4134 (1340 amino acids)
Source: RefSeq, a predicted model, not a curated record